Gigantopelta aegis is the source of this 3697-nucleotide messenger RNA. Its product is annotated as flocculation protein FLO11-like. NCBI's taxonomy places the organism in Eukaryota, Metazoa, Mollusca, Gastropoda, Neomphalida, Peltospiridae. Bases 991 to 3102 code for a protein of 703 amino acids. The record is from RefSeq and is a predicted model, not a curated record. The transcript has 3 exons.
AAUGAUCAUCAAUGAAUUGCAGACUAUCAUCAACUUUAUCCAACAAGCUUAUCUAAAUGAAGUGCAACAUCAAUAUGUUUUUCCAAUGAGAUAUAAACCUUUGUUAAAUAAUGCAAGCACAAGUAAUAUUGACAGCUAUUGCUUCAGGCAAGCCACACUUUUUAUUCUCAUUUUUACUCCCUCUCAAAAAAAAUAACAAAAUACAUUUGACAAAAAAAAAAAAUCCCCCAAAAACCUAAAGAUUGGCCAAAUCUUUCAGUGUAAAAGUGAACAACUUUAUUUACAGAGCAGAAUCAAAUUAGAUAUCCGGUAUUUGGUUAACCAUCAGACGCACACACUCCUCUACAACUCUCAGUGUUCAUUGAUAAGAAAACACCAUCUUACUCAAUCCACAUCAUACCUCGGGACCUCUUCUUCCUGUGAUGUCCCUCUCGACCAAUGGGAAUGCCGAAGAGACACAGCUCCCUCCCUGUUUGAACAAAGGAGGCUGGCUCAGCGAGAUCUGACAGUUACGGCUUCAGGCGGGCGGGUGGCUGGCUUGACUAGCUUAUUUACAGUUGAACUGUUUCUCUGAUUGAACAACACUGGGGGAGAGAGUCUCACUCUGGCAACUCAUUGUGGAGGUAGAUCGCUGUGAAAACACUUCCAGCAGACUGUGGGUCCACACCAGUGGCUUGAUUCCCAGAUCCUUAAUUGUGCUGGUUUUUUGUCUUUCAAUCAUAAGCGUGAUCAUCACCUGUGACCUGCAAGCUGGCCAGUUCAUGGGUGUUCUGUGUGUUGUUUUCAAUAUACACUGAGACCCUUACUCGGCUGAUCAAGUCUUGCCUGGACUUCCUAGGGUUGCCAACAAAACAUAUUGUUGUGAAAACAAUCCCUCCGUGAGUUGGUAUAUAACAGAGUGUUACCCAUGUCUACCAGCAUAUUCCCCACCAGCUGUUGGACAACGCUUGUUACCUUUGCACCUUAUCACUGGAAAAAUAACUUUCAAAGAUGAUUCUUGGAGCGAUCGACGGAAUCCCAGAAACUUGCAACUGGCUUGAGUGUACUAUGGAAACAGAUGCAAGUAUACACGACCACAUGUCUACAGAUGAAAUGUAUAUGGUGCUUCAAUCAGAUAUGGUUAAUAUCAAACAGCAGGAACAGGCCCUCAAGACAGAGAUAGUGAGCAUCAAAAACAAGUUCUUAAAUCUGCUGCAGCACUGCGGUCUGGAAAAUGAAUUCGCCUUUACUGCACAUCACGUGACCAUGGCAACAGCUGCAGAUGGCCCUACGACGACAUCAUCCGAUCGCAGUACCUGCAACCUGCACUACAGCUAUGCCGACUUCCUCAUUGAGCAGCUGCUCGCCAGCACUAGCGGCCUCACAGACUCUGACCUGUCUCCGAGCCCCGAGGAAACCCGCAACGUGUUUGAUGACACUACUUCAGCCCCAGCAGACCAGGUGGAGGCGCACAACUCUCUCAACAGUCCCGGCAAUGGAGUCCGAAACCGCAACUAUGACAACAGUAAUAAUAUGUUGCAAGUGCUUCAGGAGGCUAACAUCAAGGUGCUUCCAAACCAGUUGGACUCGACAACCUCUGAGAACUGUGUGCCGUCCAGUGCUUCCUCAGACUCCUACCCUCCUUCAACACCUGAGGAUUUAUUCUCCGACAACCAAGUUGUGCCUGAUCUUGAUCUGGAGAAGGAACUCAUGUCACGUGUUAAGUACUAUUCAGACUUUACCAUCGAUCGUCAGAGGAAGAUCAAUGAGUUGCUCAAUAAAUCCAAGAACCUUAGCAGCUGUCGUCCUAAAGUGUUUCCUGGUGAGAAUAUUUCUCAGAGAAUGGUGGAAGGAGCCGAAUCAAAACCAGCAUGCAUGCAGCGUAUCAUUGUCAGGAGAGCACCAAGCAGUUCAGCAUCGAGUAGAGCCACCUCCUCAUCAUCUGGAAACAGCACUUAUUAUCCCUCAAAAAGUAAGAACAAGACAUCUUCAUCCAGAGCUUCUAGAACGAGCAGUCAUCCACUCAUGUCUUCUACGCUCAUCUAUGAACCAACAUCGAACCUUCCCAGCAGCAGCACUUCGGGUGACAGUGUGUAUACCUGGUCCAUCGAUGAGAACUCAGAGCCUGGCAAUCUCGAGCAGUCGUAUCUCCGUAGCCGACACCGCAGUCAGCGUUCAAAGAACAGAAAGUCGAAUUUGAAUGUGUCCAGAUGUUCCACCAGACGUCAUCAUCGGCAGCAGAACCAGUCAUCAGCCCUGCAUCUCACUGGACUUGUUUCCAUCAUUGAGCCAGCUUCUUGUGUCAAGAAAGACAACUGUGCUAGAAAUAUGUGUGACGAUACAGAACUUGGAUUCAAGUCUCAGACUCUUCCACGCACCAGCACCAGAAUCAACCUGUUUGCUGCUGACUCUUCAUGUUCGAUGCCAAACGUUAAUGGACAUCCAUCUUCCGACAGCUCAUCUCCUCUCCACGAGCGUACUGAACUUCCAGGCAAGUCCAGUACCAGUGAGGGCAGCAAUUAUGCUACAAACUUUGGUGGCUGUUCUACACUUACUUCGAUGAUGGUUGCACCUAACGUGACAGAAUGUUCUCGACUGACAACGGAAGCAGAUUCCUGCCUCAUUGAUUCCAUUCUCACGGACAGUCCUAAGAGUGUGGACAGCAGUGGAAUCUUUGCCCCAUACAACUCUCCCCAUGCCAGCAGCGUGAGUUCUCGAUGUGGCUACACCACAGUCAGCAGCAGCAUUCCCUCGACCUCCAGUAAUGACUACUGUGACUACAGGGGUCCACUUCCAACACCAGCCACUGUGAAAGCCUCCGACCCGAUCUUCAAGAUCCCUCACAGCCCCAUCGCUCGGUCCAAGACCUGCCGCAGGAAGACCUCCACCAGUCGCAGUCCCAGUGUCAGGACGUCCACUCCUCGGCCGUUUCACUCCAACGCUGGAUCCAUGCACAGCGCUCCCGCCAUGAGGAGGAAGUUGUUUGAACUCAACAACAACGGUCAGCUGAUAGGAGAGCCCCGCAUCCUGGAUAAGAAAGCCAUUGUCCGAAAGUUCAAGAAGUUCAGUCAUCACUUCAAGAAGGAUCACACAGACAAGAUCAAAACCCUGGCCAACUUGUGAACAUUCGGACAUAUCCACUAAUACUUGUAUCCAUAAAUGGAUCCGGCAGUGUUGUGAAAAGUCAAAAUGUGAUAUGUGUUUUUGUGACAAGCCUAACUUCUAUAACAAGUCUUUCUUUUGUAGUGUAAAUUGUUAGUGAUUUAGGAUUCAGUCAGUUAGGUUGUGAAACUAUUUCUUCUUUUUUUAUUACUUUCCACAACAUUUACCUUCAUUACACCAUACAACAAUCUUUCAUUUGUGAUGAGCAACUUUCAUAUUCAGUAUUAUUAAUCUUUUUGCAAGAUUAACGAUUAUGAACUUUAACCUGUGAUCUUCUCUCAGGUUGUAUAUACUAUGUAUGAAUUUUUUGAUGUAUGAUAAAAUGUGUUUUAUGUUACAAGAACAUAACAUGCACCACGCAGACACAACCCAGUAAAAGACAGAUGCCAGUAUGCCCAUGAUGGCAGGCUGUGUAGAAAGUGUAUAUAAUAUGUAAAUGAGAUGAUAUGAUGCUUAAAUUAUUUUGUCUAACCAAGCAGUGCUACUGAGUCUAUUUUUCAUUGUCUAGUCAUGUGACAUGUGCAUGUAUGAUGAAAUAAAUGAAAAAUAGUAAUUA